This is a messenger RNA of Phascolarctos cinereus (koala), 2354 nucleotides long. It is a transcript of the gene MKS1, whose product is annotated as MKS transition zone complex subunit 1. Gene Ontology annotation, cellular component: MKS complex. Gene Ontology annotation, biological process: cilium assembly. The record is from RefSeq and is a predicted model, not a curated record. NCBI's taxonomy places the organism in Eukaryota, Metazoa, Chordata, Mammalia, Diprotodontia, Phascolarctidae.
UGCUCAUUUUACUUGCACAGGCGCAGCAGAGCGGUGGCCAUGGCUGACCCGGGCUGGAGUACCGACACCGGGGAGGCCGUGUAUCGCUCUCGGGACCCCGUGCGCAACUUUCGGCUCCGAGUUCAUCUCCAGAAAGUCACUUCAAGCAGCCUUCUCUACCAGUCUCCUCCUCAGCUGGUAAAUGACCUUAUAGACAUGGUCACCUUUAACCCACGAACAUCAGCCAGUGGACACUGGAGAGAUGAAGAGGAUGAAGAAGAGGUGGUGAUUGGUUGGCAGGAGAAACUCUUCAGUCAGUUUGAGGUAGACUUGUACCAGAAUGAGACAGCCUGUCAAACCCCGCUGGAUCACCAGUACCACCAGGAGAUCUUAAAUCUGGAGGCUUCUGGGGGCAGGAAGAAUCGCCGGAUCUUCACCUACACUGAUUCUGAUCGCUACACCAACUUGGAGGAGCACAGUCAGAAAAUGACCACCUCCGACAGUGAGGUGCCUUCAUUCCUGGUUGAGCGGAUGGCGAACGUCCGGCGUCGCCUUCAGGACCGACGAGGGCUGAGUACAAGCAGGGAAGGUAGUAUAGUCAAGUCCCGAAUUAUCACCUGGGAACCAUCAGAAGAAUUCAUUAGGAGCAACCAUGUCAUCAACACACCGCUUCAGACCAUGUACAUCAUGGCAGACCUGGGACCCAACAGAAAGCUUGGUCAGAGUAAUUACGAACAAGUCCUCUGUACUCUGAAAGUGGACAGUAAUGGAGUGAUCACAGUAAAACCAGAUUUCACAGACAACAAAGGGCCUUACAGAAUUGUAAUGGAGGGGGAGAAGCAGGAGGUGUGGAAGUACACAAUUAGCAAUGUCUCCUCACCUGCACAGCGAGAGGAAGAAGAGCGUGAACAGCGUGUGUUCAAGGAUCUCUAUGGCCGGCACAAGGAGUACCUCAGCAGCCUUGUGGGUUCCGAUUUUGAGAUGGCUAUUCCUGGCUCCCUGCGCCUCUUCGUAAACGGAGAAGUAGUUUCAGCCCAGGGCUAUGAAUAUGACAGUCUCUAUGUGCACUUCUUUGUGGAGUUGCCUGAUAACUGGUCAAGUCCGCCAUUUCAGCAGCUCUCAGGAGUAACACAGACUUGUGUUACCAAAUCAGUAGGAAUGGAUGAAGUGGCUUACUUCUCUUACCCUUUCACGUUUGAGGCUUCAUUAUUCCAUGAGAAUGAAUUUCUCGCUGAUCUCCCUCAGUGGCCUGUGCUGUACUUGGAGGUCAUCUCACUGGAUUUCUGGCAGAGAUAUCGAGUGGAAGGCUACGGGUCCACAGUUCUGCCCUUAGCACCAGGGUCUCAUACUGUGACAGUCUCAACGUGGAGGCCAGUGGAGUUAGGAACUCUGGCAGAACUGAGGAGGUUUUUCAUUGGGGGCUCCCUAGAACUGGAAGACCUAUCAUAUGUGCGAAUACCAGGGAACUUCAAGGGGAAACGUCUGAGCCGCUUUGGGUUCCGCACUGAGACAACAGGCAGUGUCACCUUCCGCUUUCACUGCAUCCAGCAGUCCAAGGCCUUUUUGGAGCCUGGCUUCGGUUGGAAGAAGAUGCAGAGUGUACUGGGAGGAUUCUACAAGCAAGAUAGUGUUACUAAUGUGCUAGAGGCCUUCCAGCGAGCCCGACGCCGCAUGCAGGAGGCUCGGGAAAACCUUCCUCAGGAUCUAGUGAGCUCCUCAACGCUCUAGCCUCCUAGCCAGCAACAGCCCCAGCUAUGAUGCUUUCUAAGGCCAGGGCUGCUUCUCCUCCAUCCUCCUGUCCUUCCGUGGACCUUGGUCAGCUGCUCCCUGAGAACCAACAACAGCUAUUCCAAACCCUAUGAGACCAUGGGCUGCCCUGCGGCUCGUGCACAGCCUUCCAUCUGUGUCUGUAUCUUGUUACAGCAUUUGCUGGGUUGAGGGCUGCACAGGCAGAGGGACUCUGUGUCGCAGGCUCGGUCCCUCCAGGGAACCCCAGACUGGCACGACCCAAGGUGUUUGGUGAUUCCAUGACUCACAAGGGAAGCCAGAAAGAAAGAAGAGGUAAAAUGAGUCAGGGUAUUCAUUACCAUCAGAGUGCUGCCUCUCUUGAAACCAUCUUCUUUUUGUGACUUCUGCCUCAGGCAAAUUAUGUGUGAUGGUGGGGAGGAUAUGGGAGGGUGUGUGUGUGUGUGUGUGUGUGUGUGUGUGUGUGUGUGUAGGGGGUGAGUAUAUCUCUGUGGUGGGGAGGGUGUGUGUCUGUGAGAAUAUGCAUGGGUAUGUAUCUUACCUGCCAAAUCCAACCUAACUCAUAUACAUUGUUGAGUGCUGGGUUUUUGCUUUUAGGUUUUAAACAUAAAACUUGUUUUUAUACCUUC